This is a messenger RNA of Oryzias latipes (Japanese medaka), 2103 nucleotides long. RefSeq names its product epoxide hydrolase 4 (gene ephx4). NCBI's taxonomy places the organism in Eukaryota, Metazoa, Chordata, Actinopteri, Beloniformes, Adrianichthyidae. Gene Ontology annotation, molecular function: catalytic activity. The record is from RefSeq and is a predicted model, not a curated record.
CCGCCGUAAACCGUCUGAGUUCGGUGCCUCCGCGUCCAUCGGCAGCAGGCUGAGUGUUGGGAUGCGCGGCGUGUUUUCAUGCGGCGUCGUUGCCAUGACGUCAACGUGCAGCCGCGCCGCCCUGCGGAGGUUUUCCGGGCUCCUCUCUCUGCGCUGGAGCUCGGCCUCCCGACAAAUAGCCACGGCUGUCACACGCAAGCGUGAAAAACCUGACGUGAUGCUCGUGCCUUGCCACCGUCCCAUUCAUUGUGGGACCCUCCCUUCAGACAGUCGUGCGUUUGCGCCGCGUUUAGAACGGGCUUUAAUCAGACUCACUGACAGGACACAAUAGGUAACGUGGCCUGGAUUGAUUCUUCUGCGGCAGCAAUGUAAAGAUGGCGAGAGUGCUCCACAACUUGUUUUUCUUUCUGAUCAGACUUGCGCUGAAAAUCCGAGUUUGGGGGUACUGGUCACUGAUUUACGGGUUUUGUGCUCUGUGCGCCGUCGUAGCCCUGCUGAAACUUUGGUGGAGCAUCGUCUUAAGGCCCACGGCAACCUUCCAGUGGGUGAUCCGAGAAAGUCCUCCGGCGUGCCUGAAUGACACGUCUCUGGGAACCCACUGUUAUGUUCGGAUCAAGGAGUCUGGCCUCAGGUUUCACUAUGUUGCAGCAGGGGAGAGAGGAAAGCCACUCAUGCUGUUUUUGCACGGUUUCCCCGAGUUCUGGUUCUCCUGGCGCUACCAGCUGCGUGAGUUUAAGAGUGAAUUCCGGGUGGUGGCUAUUGACAUGCGCGGCUACGGCGAGUCUGACCUGCCGCUCUCCACUGACAGUUACUGCUUUGAAUACCUGGUCACUGACGUGAAGGAUAUUGUGGAGUACCUGGGAUACAACAGAUGUUGUAUUGUUGGCCACGACUGGGGGGGCACCAUAGCGUGGCUGUUUGCCAUUCACUACCCUGAGAUGGUGACAAAGCUGAUCGUCCUGAACUGUCCCCAUCCGACGGUGUUCACAGAUUAUGCGCUGCGGCACCCAAGCCAGCUGCUGAAAUGCAGCCACUUCUUCUUCUUCCAGCUGCCUCGCUUCCCAGAGCUCAUGCUCUCCAUCAAUGAUUUCAAGGCUCUGAAGGCUUUGUUCACCAGCCGGAACACAGGAAUCAGCAGGAAGGGCCGGUGGCUCACCGCGGAGGACCUGGAGGCCUACGUGUACGCCCUGUCUCAGCCAGGAGCGUUAACAGGAGCGCUCAACUACUACAGAAACGUCUUCAGCUCCCUCCCUCUGAGUCACAACCACGUCCGGUCUCCGGUGCUGCUCCUGUGGGGGGAGCGGGAUGCUUUUCUGGAGCAGGAGAUGGCGGAAGCUUGCCGCCUGUACAUCAGGAACCAUUUCCGUCUCAACAUCAUAUCUGGGGCCAGCCACUGGCUGCAGCAGGACCAGCCCGAUAUCGUCAACACCCUCAUAUGGACGUUCUUAAAGGAAGGAGAGGGGCGCAAAGGCCACAGGAACUAAUCCCACAGAGAAGCCUCCUCCAGCACCCCCCCCCCCCCCCCCCCCAGCACCCUAUUCCACCUCCCAGAAGCCUUGAAUAUGCCUGUAAGACCAGGUGACAAUGCAAUCAUUCUUUAAAUUUCUCACAUUUCAGACAUUUUUUUAAGACAUCUGAAGGAAAGGAUCCAAGCACACCUCCCUGGAGAGGACACCGAAGAGAACAUGUGACACAGUUGAGAUGUUCUUUUGCACACGAUAUCGGCCUUAAAGUUUGUCGGUUACAUUAUAACAAAUGUGUGGCGUUUUCACGUGACUGUGUGGUGGCUUUUUAUCUUCGUCCCGGGUUGUCAUCAUCGUCGGCCGUGUUUGGUUUUCACGUGUACGCUCAGCUUCCAGUCGGGCACCGCUUUCAGGAGCCACGUCCCAGUCCGCUCAUUGAGUCAUGUUGUAAAAAGAGUUUUCUUUGAAGAUAUUUGCUCACAUGUAGAGAAUGUUAUCAUGAUCUUCCUGUUUAGAAAUGCCAGUGAUGGUUGACUAUGAUACUAUUUUGUAUCUCUUCCUACACGCUGCAUUUUGAAACUCACUGAGCCUGAUCGUCACUGUUUGAUUUUAUAAAUAAACUGUUCGUCUGUCAAACUCC